AUGUUUGACUACCAGAUGAUCCGAUUUUUGGUAGGUGGUAGCAAGAAAGACCUCCGCUACCGGCACGAUUACUCCAUACUUGGUAAUAGGGAGUUUGUAGGGAAAUGGGGGGCUCCAGACAUCGACACCUCUGUUGCCGACACGCUUCUGACCAUCAUGCUCUUGAUCGUGUAUGCAUUUGACAUCAACAAUCUGCUAUCAUUUCUGAUCGACGAAGAUAGUCAACAGCUCACUAGUCUCACAUCGACAAUACUUGAAGAUGUUCGACAGAUGACCAUCGAUCAAUUAUUUAGUGAAAACACUUUGAAACUUUUAUUCCAGCGAUUCUCCGAAGCUGUAGAGGAGCAUCCGUUGGCCUUUGAGCCUUUCUGUCCUUCUGGAUUAUCUUUUCAAUUCGAUGGACAAAACCAAUCCAACGUUUCAGUUUCGAUAGGACAACAUCUGACUAUCUUAUACAAAUAUCACAAACUCGACCUUCAAGUCGUCAUCCAACGCGCCCUUCGAGAGAUUCUUAGUCGACAACAUCAAGAUGAAAAGUACGAUCAUAUCAUCGAUUCACUUGGUGGCCCAGCCAAAACGAAUGAUAAGAUCGAAAAACUAGCAGCCGCUUUGUCCAUUGGUAGCUUCGAUCAACUACUUAAAAACGUUCGAUCUAUCAUGUCUCCACUUGAUCCAACACUAGAACCAAUCAGUGUCAACUUUGACAUCUUCGUAAACUUUGAUGAUGCAGCCUACAGUCGAGGAGUGGUUACCUUUUCCUUUUCCCGAACUUCAUCAAGAUCUUUGUCUCAGCGGCAUAGGGGCCGGAAGGCAUUCCAAAGACUGUUAGACAGCACCGUCUACCUAGUCAGCGAGCGCUUCACUGUCUUGGUGAUCUUCGUCCUUUCGAUCGCAAUCUUAGUACUGGGUUUAUUGAUUACGAUCGGUUUGAUUCCUGGAGUAUCUGAAUCAAGAGCUGCGAACGUUCUCACCUACUCAGGAGCAAUAGCAAGUGCAUUAAUUGGAGUAGGACCCAAAAUCAUUUAUCGUAAUUGGACGUAUUAUGAUGUUUUUAGAAUGCAACGCUCGCUCCUUAGUGUUAGUGACAUCAAUCGUAAUUUUCCAGAGUACGAAGACCGGGCUCGAAUUUUUACAGAAUUAUAUAAACGUGCUAAUACGGGAGAGAUCCCAGUGACAGGAUCUUAUACUUGUGCAUUUGUUUGUGAAAAACGUGAUGAUGGGUUUGUUUGUGAUGAAGGUAUCCCAUUAGCUUCAGUAAUCAGAUCAACAGAUGGUUUGAUUUAUGUAUCACUUAGUCAUCAUACUUUAACUUUGGUCAUUCCUGGAUUCUCAUUUAGUAAUGUUUCUGGAUUAGGUACUGAAGCAAGAAAACGAAGAAAAGUGAAAUAUAUGAUAAGAAUCAAUGAAGGUGUUUUAACUUAUGUUAGAGGUAGUACACCAGAAACAGCUUGUCACUUUGAAGACUCUGGAGAAUCAUCUGAAAUUCCUGUAGCUGAUUUUAAUGAGGUAGCCCCCGCUACUUUGUACGUGGGUUAUGGGACGCCGACUCUACCUUAA
Messenger RNA from Melampsora larici-populina 98AG31, 1557 nucleotides. RefSeq lists its product as uncharacterized. NCBI's taxonomy places the organism in Eukaryota, Fungi, Basidiomycota, Pucciniomycetes, Pucciniales, Melampsoraceae. Bases 1 to 1557 code for a protein of 518 amino acids. The transcript has a single exon. The record is from RefSeq and is a predicted model, not a curated record.